AUGGCAUCGAUCACGCAGACAGUUGAUCAUGUAGGCGAAGACCUGACGAUGUUCCCCAGCGAGAAGCAUUAUGCACCUCUCUGGACUGUUCUCGACAAGAUGGUACCACCGAGGCCUAAUCCUCGUGCUGUCCCAACUGUCUGGCGAUAUAACGAAAUGCGACCAGAUUUGAUGAAAGCUGGCUCCAUUGUUACCGCCGAAGAAGCCGAAAGACGAGUGCUGAUGCUCGUGAACUCAAACAUAGAGCCUCCUUACACCACAGAUACCAUCUACGGAGGGCUCCAACUUGUUCUUCCUGGAGAAACUGCUCCGGCGCAUCGACAUGUCGCAUUUGCCUUGCGAUUUAUUAUCGAAGGAGAGCAUGGAUUUACAGCCAUAGAAGGACAGAAGAUUUCUAUGGAAAUAGGAGACGUGAUCCUUACACCGUCAUGGUGCUGGCACGACCACGGCAACGAAGGCACGAAACCAAUGGUCUGGCUUGAUGGGUUGGAUCUGCCUUUAUUUCGUAAUGUGCCUGUCAACUUUGCCGAAAAUUAUACCUCGAGCCGAUAUCCAGCAAUCGCUUCUGAGGAGAGCCCUAUACAAUUUCCCUGGCGAGACGUUCAGAAUGCCCUGGACGGCGACAAGCUGCCGUAUACAAUUUACCAUUACAGUCGCAAGGGGCAAAGGCACUUAUCAAAUACAAUCAGUGCACAAGCAGAGCGGUUGGACGCGGGUUUUACAGCAAGCCCCCGGCAAGAGACUUGUUCAUUCCUUUACCACGUUAAAAGUGGAGAGGGUGUGUCGAAUCUGAUAACAUCAGAUGGUAACAAAACCGAGAUUCGCUGGAAGGAGAAAGACACCUUUGUAGUACCUGCUUGGUGUCGGAUUGAGCACACAUGUUCGUCAGCUGAGCCUGCGUAUCUGUUUGCAAUUAAUGACCGUCCACUCUUGGAGUCAUUGGGACUGGUCAGACGCGCUUGA
Molecule: messenger RNA, 963 nt
Organism: Penicillium antarcticum
Lineage: Eukaryota; Fungi; Ascomycota; Eurotiomycetes; Eurotiales; Aspergillaceae
Product: cupin domain-containing protein
Exons: 3
Coding region: 1-963 (320 amino acids)
Molecular function (GO): dioxygenase activity
Source: RefSeq, a predicted model, not a curated record